AUGGAUGAUGAGUUAAAUUUAACAUAUAUAACACUUGGUGGGCAUGUGGAAGUUCAUAAAUAUAGAUUCCUUUAUUUUGGGAUCAUGUUUGCAGUAUAUAUUCUAAUAAUCUUGUGUAAUUCCACUAUUGUGUGCAUCAUCGUAAAUUACCAAAACCUCCAUGAGCCCAUGUACAUUUUUAUUGCAGCUUUGUUAAUCAACUCUGUUCUUUUCAGCACUGCGAUCUAUCCAAAGCUUUUGAUUGACUUUUUAUCUGAGAAACAGAUCAUAUCACAUUCAAUGUGUCACUUUCAAUAUUUCUUAUUUUACACUUUAGGGGGUUCAGAAUUCUUACUGUUGUCAGCCAUGGCUUAUGACAGAUAUGUGUCUAUAUGUAAACCUCUGCAAUAUCCAACUAUCAUGAGAAAAUUGACUAUUAGUAUUUUCUUGGUGUUGGCUUGGCUUCUGCCUGCUUGUCAGGUCGCGGCGUCAGCUGCAUUGAGUGCUACCAGAAAACUCUGUAACUUUACUUUAAACGGAAUCUUUUGUAACAAUUCAGUUCAGAAACUUCACUGUGUGGUUUCAAGAGGACUGUCUGUGUAUGGUGUGAUUAUUUUGCUCAAUAUUGUGUUUUUUCCUAUGCUUUUCAUAGUUUUUACAUAUACCAGGAUAUUUAUAAUAACCUAUCAAAGUAGUAGAGAAGUCCGGACAAAAGCUGCACAGACCUGUUUACCCCACCUGUUGGUUUUAAUCAGUUUUUCGUUGUUGUGUACAUAUGAUAUUAUGAUACUUAGACUGGAAUCUGAAUUUCCAAAAAUUGCACGGUUUAUAAUGACUUUACAGCUGAUUUUGUAUCAUCCUCUCUUUAAUCCGAUCAUAUACGGACUAAAAAUGAAAGAAAUCUUUAAACACCUGAAGAGGUUGUUGUCAGUAAAAUGA
Perca flavescens (yellow perch) is the source of this 918-nucleotide messenger RNA. RefSeq names its product olfactory receptor 11A1-like. The record is from RefSeq and is a predicted model, not a curated record. Gene Ontology annotation, biological process: detection of chemical stimulus involved in sensory perception of smell; G protein-coupled receptor signaling pathway. Lineage: Eukaryota; Metazoa; Chordata; Actinopteri; Perciformes; Percidae. Gene Ontology annotation, molecular function: odorant binding; olfactory receptor activity; G protein-coupled receptor activity. Bases 1 to 918 code for a protein of 305 amino acids. The transcript has a single exon. Gene Ontology annotation, cellular component: membrane.